Molecule: messenger RNA, 756 nt
Organism: Camelina sativa (false flax)
Lineage: Eukaryota; Viridiplantae; Streptophyta; Magnoliopsida; Brassicales; Brassicaceae
Product: universal stress protein PHOS32
Source: RefSeq, a predicted model, not a curated record
UUCUUCCUCUUCAUAACUCAUUUUUGUCUUCGAGUGAGAGAGAGAGAAUCAAAUCAGCUUUCACAGAAAAAGGUAUACAGAGAGAGAGAGAGAGACUAUGGCGGAGAGUGGUGGACGGAGGAUCGGAGUAGCAGUGGAUUUCUCGGAUUGUAGCAAGAAGGCUUUGAGCUGGGCGAUCGAUAACGUGGUUCGUGAUGGCGAUCAUCUCAUCCUCAUCACCAUAGCUCACGAUAUGCAUUACGAGGAAGGCGAGAUGCAGCUCUGGGAGACCGUUGGAUCACCUUAUAUUCCGCUGAGUGAAUUCUCUGAUGCUGCUGUGAUGAAGAAGUAUGCUGUGAAGCCAGAUGCUCAAACCCUUGACAUUCUCAACACUGCCUCUAGGGAGAAAUCUAUUACAGUAGUGAUGAAGAUAUACUGGGGAGAUCCUCGUGAGAAGAUUUGUGCAGCAGCUGAACAGAUUCCCCUCUCAAGUCUUGUCAUGGGUAACCGAGGCCUUGGUGGCCUUAAGAGGAUGAUCAUGGGAAGCGUGAGCAACCAUGUGGUGAACAAUGUUGCAUGCCCUGUGACCGUUGUGAAGGGUCACAUCUGAGUUUGGUCGGAGAACUCUUCUAAAUAACCACCGUAUAUUUGUGUUCAUGGUCGGAAUUUGUAUUGUUAACUGUUGUGUGACUGGUGUAUUGUUCAUCUGUAUGGGUAAAAAACAUUUCAUCUUCUAAUAAAUACAGACUCUUUUGAGUUUUGAACCAGAUUCAAUCA